Messenger RNA from Ustilaginoidea virens, 933 nucleotides. RefSeq lists its product as uncharacterized. The coding region runs from base 1 to 933 and encodes 310 amino acids. The transcript has 4 exons. NCBI's taxonomy places the organism in Eukaryota, Fungi, Ascomycota, Sordariomycetes, Hypocreales, Clavicipitaceae. The record is from RefSeq and is a predicted model, not a curated record.
AUGCUUCGCCUUCCGCUUCUUCUGACUAUAGUCAGCGCACGUCUAUGGCCUAUUGUGGCCGGCGAUGACAAGAAGUACAGUUUCUUCUUUUCUAUUGAAGUCACGGAUAGCCUCUUCUCAAAUAUAACUCCAGGAUGCAAUUUGGCUUUGACAGCAGAGCUCCCCGCCUGCCCGCGCGAGUUUCUACAGCUUCUCAGCAACGGAGCAUACUACUCGCUGGAGGGCCAAGAGUAUAUGGAUGUGCUCUGCAACUCGGAUUGCGCGCCACAGCUUGCAGCAUAUCGUCAGAAAGUAUUGACGGCUUGCGCCGGCGAUCCUCAACCACGUCCCGGCUUCCCUGCUACCUACUGGGUAGAUGCUGUUACGUCGGUGCGCGAGCUCAUGUGUCUGAAGGACUCGGCCACUGGGAAAUACUGCGCUGACGUUCUGGAAGCUGCGUUUCAGGACAAUGCAACUUCGACCGAUAUGCUCGGCGGCUUCGCAGACGAACAGCUUUGCUCCGAGUGCAUGGUCAACGUCUUUCGUCAACAGCAAUCUACUCCAUACUCCAACUAUGGCGAGGAAAUGAUGGAAGCAUUCCAAAGAAUCCAACAAAAGUGCAACUUGAACUAUCCCACAGCAUCACAGCCCCUGCAAGUCAAUGCGACGUCAUUGUUUAAUUACGCCCCAGCUGGAUAUGCUGUUGCCAAAUGCGCGUCCGACCGCACUUACACAGUGGUCAGUGGCGAUAAUUGCCUGAGCAUUUCGAAAAACUCACAUGUUUCGACUGGAUUUCUGAUCCUCAUGAACGGCUUGCGAAUCCUGUGCUUGCCACCUGUAUGCGAAGACUAUGUCAUUCGUUCGGGAGACAGCUGCGAAGCCCUUGCCUCUUCGAAAGCCUGCACAUUCCAGCAGCUUGUUUCGUGGAAUCCUCGUAAGCAUCCCCUCGAAUGA